Molecule: messenger RNA, 1269 nt
Organism: Macrosiphum euphorbiae (potato aphid)
Lineage: Eukaryota; Metazoa; Arthropoda; Insecta; Hemiptera; Aphididae
Source: the annotation of a GenBank genome assembly
AUGAUAGACUUCAAGACCAAAUAUCCUGUUAACUUGUGGAAGGAUCACGGGUUGUACACAGAUGAUUAUAUUAAACUAAUCAAUAGCCAUUGGUUAAAAUUCAUGCCUCCCAAUCCAAUGUCGCACUACGUUCUCGGACUUCUGUACACCAUCAUUAUGGUGUUUGGAUGCACCGGAAAUUCUCUGGUGAUUUUUAUGUACUUUAAAUGUAAAUCUUUGCAAACACCGGCGAACAUGUUGAUAAUUAACUUGGCUGUUAGCGAUUUUAUUAUGUUAGCAAAAGCCUCGAUAUUCAUCUACAACAGUUAUUACCUGGGACCUGCGCUAGGAAAAUUGGGAUGCCAGGUAUGUGGAUUUCUUGGUGGCUUGACCGGGACCGUGUCAAUUAUGACGUUGGCAGCCAUAUCCUUGGACCGGUAUUAUGUUAUAGUGUGCCCUCUGAAAGCAGCUGUGAAAACCACUAAACAAAGGGCCAGGAUAUGGAUAGGUCUGAUAUGGAUUUACGGAUUUUCGUUCUCCAUCGUACCGGUACUAGAUUUGGGGUACAGUCGGUACGUGUCGGAAGGAUACCUGACAAGUUGUAGCUUCGACUACCUAUCGGACGACGACCAAGACAAGAGGUUUAUCCUAGUAUUCUUUACGGCGGCGUGGUGCAUACCGUUCACAAUAAUACUGUACUGUUACGUGAACAUACUGAUGGCGGUGUGGAUGACCACCGAAAUAGUCACCAGCAGGGUUGGCCAACAAGAAGAGAAGAGGAAAACGGAUAUACGACUGGGGUACAUGGUGAUCGGGGCUCUGGCGCUGUGGUUUGUGUCGUGGACGCCAUACGCCGUGGUGGCACUGCUGGGUGUAUUCGACCUUAAGGAGUACAUCUCACCGUUAAGCUCGAUGAUCCCGGCUUUGUUUUGCAAAGCUGCUAGUUGCACGGACCCGUGGUUUUAUGCCAUCACGCACCCGAGAUUUAAAAAGGAACUGAUGAAGUUGCUGACGAAAAGUAAGAGCAGAAAGCUGGUCCGGAAUUAUGGCAUGAAGAAGGGAUGGGUUGGGUCGCAUUUGAACAAAAACGGUAGUGUUGGCUUCGAAAACCGUUUGAAAACCGAAUACAAGGAAGAAAAUACAACUAUCUUCACGCUUGAAUCCGAUGACAACAGCGUGCAUUGUCAGGGGUCCACUUCCGGUCACAGGACUGAAUCAACUAAGGAGCCGGAAACCAAGUUCACUGCAAGUGCCAGCCAAGAGACUCUCAAGUAUAUGCUACCAAGCUGA